Molecule: messenger RNA, 3262 nt
Organism: Tigriopus californicus
Lineage: Eukaryota; Metazoa; Arthropoda; Copepoda; Harpacticoida; Harpacticidae
Exons: 2
Coding region: 550-3135 (861 amino acids)
Biological process (GO): proteolysis
Molecular function (GO): zinc ion binding; metallocarboxypeptidase activity
Source: RefSeq, a predicted model, not a curated record
GUUGGGACCAAUUUCUUGGGAUGGGAAGUGGAACAUGGCCUCCAGCUGUAGUCUUUGGGUUUUUUAAGGUUGUAUAGUGAGUUGGAACAAACCCUUUGGACCAGAGUGAGGGUUAUCUAAAUGAUCCAAAGCCACCGGCCCAUGUCGAAACGGAACAACAUCAUGCAAGCGGAUUCAGACGGAAAGAAAAACGCGAGUUCCACUCAUUUCCAGCCUGUUUAGUUCCAUUGGGACCAAUACAGGCUACUCUACAAAAGACCAUCAGUCAGUGAAGCUCAAGUGUAAAAUAGCGGCCGAGUUCGUGCCUGGGCGCAAUAGCGAUACAACGGCCUGGCAGUAAAUCGUCCCUCCUUGAGCUCAAAAAGGUUCUAUGAAGUCCCAAUCAUCAUUAUUCAGUGCUAGGAAUCGGAUCCGUGUUCCGAGCACGACCUUGCUCCCCACAAUACAUGUUUUACAGGAGCAAGGCUGUCAGUGGUUUGAGCACGACGGAUUCAAGUGGAUCAUUGUAGGGAAGAUUGGAAAAGUGGUGAGGACCCUACCAAUACGACCAUGGGAGAUUCAGACUCUGAAAACGAGGGCAUCCUCACGAAUAUUCAAAGGCUGGUGAUCAGGCCCCCUGGGCACACGGGGAAGGCCAAGAAAGGCCACAUCUGCUUUGAUGGCGGUUUUGAGACCAUGAAUUUGGGUCGAGUGGAUUUCAUAACCAAUCAGGAAUACGACAUCUUCAUGCGUCCAGACACGGCCAACCCCAGAACUAGGUUCUGGUUCCACUUUACUGUGGAAAAUACCCAAGGCGACCAACGGGUGUUGUUUAACAUCGUGAACCUUAGCAAAGCUCGAUCGCUGUUCAGAGAUGGUCUGACGCCCGUGAUCAAGUCCACUUCCCGACCCCAAUGGCAACGCAUGCCUCCCCAACACGUGUUCUAUUACAAAAGUCCGCUCCACAGUGACCAUUUUGUGUUGACCUUUGCAUUCUCGUUCGAUCUGGAAGACGAACGGUACAGUUUCGCACUGGCCCAACCUUACUCGUUCUCGAGGUACAAUUUGUAUGUGGAGAAGAUCCUGAAGUCUGGCUUUGCGUUUUUCAAGGUCGAGACGGUGGCAAAGUCCAUUCAAGGCCGUAAGGUCGAGAUGAUAACGAUUACAGAUCCAAGAAAUUUGGAAAGAGCCAGUGAAGGCCGGCGGCCUUUGUUAGAUAAUCGGGAGGAACAAGACGACGGGACGACGGACUCGAGGAACAAGUACCAGGAUCACGUAAAUGAGGGUCAUAAAAAUGAGGAAGGGCAGGACAAUGGGGAGCGAGAUAAUGAGAAUCAGAAUGAUAAUCACCUGGCCGACCAAAGAAGUGAGGCCGGAGGAACCAGUACAGAACGAUCAAGAUCCCCAACGAACACCACGACGGAUUUCAUGUCCUCUCAAAUCCCCAUUGUAUUUCUAAUGGGUCGAGUUCACGCUAGUGAGACGCCCACCUCGUUCAUUUUGCAAGGAUUGAUCGAUUUUCUAGUGUCUCAGCACGAAAUCGCCCAAGAGCUCAGGGCCAAUGUCAUCUUCAAGAUCGUGCCCAUUAUGAACCCGGACGGGGUUUACAUGGGUAACACCCGUGGCAACCUUCUGGGCCAAGACUUGAAUCGACAUUGGCCCAACCCAUGUCCUCAUGCACAUCCCUCAUUGGUCGCCGUCAGGAACAUCAUCCAUAGCUUGGACCAAGACCCAGAUGUAAAGCUGGACAUCAUCUUGGAUCUGCACUCCCACUCGUCACUCUUGGGUCUAUUCGUUUACGGCAAUUCGUACGACGACGUCUAUCGCUUCGAACGGCAUAUCGUGUUCCCCAAGAUCUUGUCUCAAAAUUGUCCGGAUUUUAGUCACGACAACACCAUCUACAAUGUGAACCCAGCCAAAGAAGGCACAGCCCGGCGAUAUUUUGGCACCCAUUUGAGUCCAGAGGUCAACACCUACACUUUGGAGGUGUCCAUAUUUGGUUACGAGGAGGAUGAAACCCAGGCCAUCAUCCCUUACACUGAUGACCUCUAUUGUCGGGUGGGGAGAAAUAUUGCUCGCGCCUUUUGGGACUUCUACAAGAUCCUCGGCUAUAUCCCCAUUGAGCUUGAUGAUGACGAGAUGAUGCUCAAUUCGGGCGACCGUCCCAAGACCUCAAAUGCAGCAGGCAUCUCAGGGGCAUCCAAUGGAGGUGGUGGGGGCCCAGGAAAUGUCCGCAGCUUUAAUCUUCUUCGUCUGCGCGAAAUUGCCAAUCAACGCAAUAUGACCGCACGAACUUUUGAGGAUCAUAAAGAUAAUAACGACUUCUCGGACGACGACGAUGAGGACGCCUGCGUCGGGGCCAACAAGACCACCUCAAGGAAUCCUACCAGCCGACGCCGCGAGUUGCGAAGAGGCCUUUUGGAGAAGAGACAGUCCUCGAGUUCCAUUCAGAGUGUGGGAUUAGGCGAUCCAGUGGAGGCCAGAAUCAGGCUAGAGAGUGGCUGCAUAGAUUCACAUGGAGAAGAUGGCGACGUUUCAGACAAUAUCGAGGACACCCACGAGGAAGAGGGGACCUUGGCUCCACGGAUAUUACCUGCCCCCAGGGUCCGAUUCACCAGCGACCUUGCUAUUGUUCCCACAGCCUCGAUGGCUAAGCCAGAAUCUCCCUUUGUCUCGCCAUCGAGAAAGUACCAGUCAUCCUCGCAAAAUGGGCAAUUAAUCCCGACUUUCGCACCGGAACUCGAAAUUUCCAUAACUGCCAAAGAGCCCCAUAGGAGAGGUGGCAUGUCUGGUUUGAUGAACAGAGGCCAAAAGCUGAGCGAUCCCGGUUCGACCAACGUGGACGAGAUCAUGGUCUCGGGUUUGGGAGCCGAUUCCCCGGCCAGCGUCAAUUGGGUCAAAUAUCACGAGGCUCGUCCCAAUGUGAGGAAAAUCGGGGGCGGUGCUCUCAUCAGCUCAGGUGUGCCGCACACCACCCGCACUCGACCUUUGAGGCCAACCUUACCCGUAAGCGCCAUCGAAGAAACCAGUCAGAAGUUGUCCGUGAUCGAUUUCAAUGACAUGAACCGAAAGCAGACCAAGAAAAAGAAGAAACGGGCCAAAUCCGAGCUCGUUGUCAAACCAAAUAAAGGAACUGCGAAAUUCAUAAUCAAAUAGUUGUGACAACCGCUCAUUGUUCCAUCUUUCAAACUGUGAUCCUUCCUCUGACCCCCUUCUCUUUUGACAUUUGCACUUGGACAAACAGGAAUACAAUUUUCUUUCACAUUUUACUGAUAUCUAUAGU